Messenger RNA from Coregonus sp. 'balchen', 5348 nucleotides. Lineage: Eukaryota; Metazoa; Chordata; Actinopteri; Salmoniformes; Salmonidae. The record is from the annotation of a GenBank genome assembly.
AUGGGAGAAUCUGUGGGGAUAGGAGAAUCUGUGGGGAUAGGAGAAUCUGUGGGGAUAGGAGAAUCUGUGGGGAUAGGAGAAUCUGUGGGGAUAGGAGAAUCUGUGGGGAUAGGAGAAUCUGUGGGGAUGGGAGAAUCUGUGGGGAUGGGAGAAUCUGUGGGGAUGGGAGAAUCUGUGGGGAUGGGAGAAUCUGUGGGGAUAGGAGAAUCUGUGGGGAUAGGAGAAUCUGUGGGGAUGGGAGAAUCUGUGGGGAUGGGAGAAUCUGUGGGGAUGGGAGAAUCUGUGGGGAUGGGAGAAUCUGUGAGGAUAGGAGAAUCUGUGGGGAUGGGAGAAUCUGUGGGGAUGGGAGAAUCUGUGGGGAUGGGAGAAUCUGUGAGGAUAGGAGAAUCUGUGGGGAUGGGAGAAUCUGUGGGGAUGGGAGAAUCUGUGGGGAUAGGAGAAUCUGUGGGUAUGGGAGAAUCUGUGGGGAUCUAUCCACAUUUUUGUGGUGAUUUUUAUGGUUAGCUUAUGUUUUUGUCUAAUCAUUUAUGAAUAUUAACAGAAAACAGAACAAAGUUGCUCACAGACGUUUAGAUAUUGCCAGGAAUAAAAUGGCAAGUUGGCACACUACCAAGGAAAUGAAAGAACCUUGAAAAAACCCAUUUCUGUUCGCUCUACAAAUACUCUGCUUAUAACGAACCCUUAGCGGGAUACAUCCGUUUUCGGACUAUGGACAGAUUAUUGGCAUGUUUAAUAUCAACAAGGUGCAUAGACUCUCCCCAAAAGUAUUUUCUGCUUCUCAAUCUGUUUGUUCUGAGCUGAAAUGGGCAGGUAGGCCUAUAUCAACGUAGCCUCCAUUCACAAGGAGUUGCAUUAUAAUGUCAUUAAAUAAUAGUUGCAUAUCAGGUGAUGGUAGCUAAUAGCUCUGUGUCUAACCACAACUACCUCUUUGUCCGAUGCUGUUAGUGUGUGUCUGUAUGUGUUGUGGUGUGCAUUAACGCGCCCCUAGUCUCAUAAUUAAAUAACAGCAGAUAAAGAGAUUGGUCCUCAUCUUUUAAAUGCCUCAGACACGCUCAAGCGUGGUGUGUGCAAACAUGCAGCUGGGGCUGUCUGCUAUUAAAUCACAUUAAGUUUACUGCCUCCUUUUCAUUGUCGCUCGCCUUUCUCCUAUGUCAUUGUUAUGAUUAAACAUUUGCAUUCAAAAUGGACUAAUAUUUCAAUUGACAUGUUUUAUCACCCAAUUUAAUAACAAAUUGUGUUUUUGGUGAUUAAUCUACUGUGCAGUAUGGUCAGUUAAGUCGGUUCAGUGUGUGAGCGCUGAUGGAAGCCAAGGGCUCCUCUCACUCUGUUGUAUUGGCGCCAGCCCUCAGAGCCAUGAGCUGUCAAUCAAUGUCAAGGGGUUGCUGGUAAUGAAAAAGUGGGAAUGGGACUCAAGCACUCCUGCAGUCUCUUUUUUUAAUAACGUGCCGCGCUGAGGAGUGGGGGGAGGGGGUGUUCCUUCCAAAAAGCAUUAAGUGCAAUGCAGGGGGUAGGCAGCCCUGGGAGGUAGAUAACUGUGGGUGUGGUGACAGAGGCAGACUUGGUAUUCAGUAAGAGUGUGGCCCUGAUGAUCAACUGUCAUAUGCUGCUGGAAGGAGGGAUUGAAAUCUCCAUCUCAUUCCUACAUAAUGUACUGCUUUCACUUUCCAUUUUGUAUACAAUUUACCUUCAGUGGCGUUGCAGUUUUUUUUACAUGUUGCUUGUAUAUAGAGCUGUCACAAUUACUGUUUAACUGUGUAGCUGAUGGUUAUGGAUGAAGAGCGUCAUGAAAAUGAAAACUUCAGAACCGUUUGGAACGAACAGCUGACUGAAGACGGGAUGGCCCAGGCGUCCGUGUGGUUGAGUCAGUUUCGGCUGUAACAUGGACUUGAUAACUUUGUUGCUCCUUGCUGAAACAAGCAAAAGAGUAUUCGGUUGCCAAGGCAACACCCCCACAAUGCAGCAGCACAUAUAGAAAUAAAAUGAAUAGAAUGGGCUUGGAACCUGGCAAUUUUGACUGGUAAACUCAUGGGUACACUUGCAAUAAUCCGAGUCAUAAGAAGGAAUUCCCCUCGACCACGCCCACAAAUUGGGUAAAACAAACAUUCUUUUCCAUUGGCCCCCAUUGUAAAAGCGCCAACUGCUGUGUUUAAUGUACAUGUAACCAGAUUAAAAUCCCGAUUUACAGUUCACAAUGCUCCCACAUAAGGAAAUAGAGACCUGUGGCUUCAGGCUAUUCGGCGUGGGAAAUUAUGGGAACCCGGUGUCCAAGUAGGCUACACGUAGCUAUAUGUGUGGAAAACAUUUAAUCACAGGUAAGAUUUUGAACUUGUUUAGUGUAGUCCGUUUGUAACUCCACUCACUACUUGUAGCUGUAUAGUCAGUUUUGUUUAUGUUGGUCUUUGCUAGCUAGCUAGCACUCACGUGGCUGCUAGUUCUGUCAUGAAAAGGGGAAUGAGGGAAGCCCUACAAUGUUACGUUUUUUAGAAGUAGUGAGAACGCUCAGGAGCAGUCAAUGUUGAAAAGUAAUCUUUAGACAUGUUGUACUUUUCCUAAAUGGAGUUUUGUAAUUGACUAAAACAAGCUGACAACAAGAAAAUUGCGUCUGAAAAAGGUUGUUUUUGCUGUGAGCCAAUGGGGUAACCAUGGGUUGUUUUCCCCCAAGGCGGGCGGGCGGCGACGUUCUAUCUAAUACCGACUGGGGGUAUGGCUACCUGGUAUUUUGACGCAAUAAUUCCAAUUAUGUGGCUCAUUGAGUUGAAUCAAUAGCACCUACACUACAUGGCCAAAAGUAUGUGGACACCUGCUCGUCGAACAUCUCAUUCAAAAAUCAUGGGCAUUAGUAUGGAGUUGGUCCCCACUUUGCUGCUAUAACAGCCUCCACUCUUCUGGGAAGGCUUUCCACUAGAUGUUGGAACAUUGCUGCUUUCAUUCAGCCACAAGAGCAUUAGUGUGAGGUCGGGCAAUGAUGUUGGGCGAUUAGGCCUGGCUCGCAGUCGGCGUUCCAAUUCAUCCCAAAGGUGUUCGAUGGGGUUGAGGUCAGGGCUCUGUGCAGGCCAGUGAAGUUCGUCCACACCGAUCUCAACAAACCAUUUCUAUAUGGACCUCGCUUCGUGCACGGGGGCAUUGUCAUGCUGAAACGGGAAAGGGCCUUCCCCAAACUGUUGCCACAAAGUUGGAAGCAAAGAAUCGUCUAGAAUGACAUUGUAUGCCGUAGCAUUAAGAUUUCCCUUAACUGGAACUAAGGGGCCUAGCCCGAACCAUGAAAAACAGCCCCAGACCAUUAUUCCUCCUCCUCCUUUACAGUUGGCGCUAUGCAUUUGGGCAAGUAGCGUUCUCCUGGCAUCCGCCAAACCCAGAUUUGUCUGUCGGACUGCCAGAUGGUGAAGCAUGAUUCAUCUCUCCAGAGAACGCGUUUCCACUGCUCCAGAGUCCAAUGGCGGCGAGCUUUACACCUACUCCAGCCAACGCUUGGCAUUGCACAUGGUGAUCUUAGGCUUUUGUGCAGCUGCUCUGCCAUGGAAACCCAUUUAAUUAAGCUCCCGACGAACAGUUCUUGUGCUGAUGUUGCUUCGAGGCAGUUUGGAAAUUGGUAGUGACAAUAUUUACAUGCUUCAGCACUUGGCUGUCCCAUUCUGAGAGGUUGUGUGGCCUACCACUUCGCGGCUGAGCCGUUGUCACUCCUAGACGUUUCCACUUCACAAUAACAGCACUUACAGUUGACCGGGGCAGCUUUAGCAGGGCAGAAAUUUGACUAACUGACUUGUUGAAAAGGUAACAUCCUAUGACGGUGCCACAUUGAAAGUCACUGAGCUCUUCAGUACGGGCCAUUCUACUGCCAAUGUUUGUCUAUGGAGAUUGUAUGGGCUGUGUGCUUGAUUUUUAUUCAAAUAGCCAAAUCCACUAAAUUGAAGGGGUGUCCACAUACUUGUAGUGUAUUUUUGCUCCUAUGGGUACACUCUCAAUGGCUGCCAGUCCACCCAUUAUGCCAUCAUUGACUUGAAUGGGGAUGCCCGUUCUAUUCAUUCUGUUUCUAUGGCAGCACAUGCAGUCAAGAGCGGAGGAGAACAUGUCAAAAUAAAUAUUAAUAAAUACAAUUCAAUAAAUAAUCAUGUUUAGUUUAUUUUUGCUAUUACUGUGACCGCAGUCAUUUGGCUGGCCAAUUACCGUCAUCCAAAAUUCCAUGACCAUCACAGCCCCUAUAAACAGUCAUGUGUUUUAUGAUUGGGUGAAAUUCCUUCUAAUGUAGGCCUAGGUCCUUGCAGCUUGGAAUGUGUGGUGUUUGGGAAAAGUGCCGAUACCUUUGCUUCAGGAAUGACACCAAACACAUCAAUCUUUCUAUGAAAUCUAUUAAGAUGGGCUACUCCAGUCCAAACACAUUCUCAUACCAUGCACCAUUCAUCCAGUGUCUACAUUAAAAGCCUGGCUACUAGCUUUAUUAAGAGAUACCACACUAGUUGACAUUAAAAGCAUCAUUAAGGCUACAACACCACACUCCUCUGUCUCCAUUCAUGCUCUUCGUCCUCAGUGUGCUGCCUAAUAGCCGCUGUGAUGAAUAUAUUAGCCAAGCCUGCCCUUGCACUCCUAAGAGGCGCGGGGGGGGGGGAAACCCUCUUGUGUCGCCCCUGCCCGCCCCUCUUCCCAUCCUCCCUCUACCCCUCUUCCCAUCCUCCCUCUACCCCUCUGGCAGUCUAUCUGCCUCAGGCCACACUCAUUCCUCCUGCUAAUCUCCUAACUUGGCCGCGCCGCUUGCGUAUUGUUCCACAUUAGUCAUCGGUGUCUUGGCAAUCCUUUUGGGACGCAUUACGCGGCCGCGCACUCCAUCACAGGAAGUUAGACCAUUUAGUGAGAGGUAAUGCCUUUUAAUGUCACUGCGAAACUAAUCUAUUUUAAUUGAAAAUGACAUUUAUUUAUCCUCUCGCUCGCUCCCCUCUUACCCAACCAUCCUCACACAUGACCCUCCUCCCCCGCACUUCACCGUCCGUCAGUGAGAGUGUUAGGAACAGCUUGUUAAACAGGACAAGCAUCUAGUCCACUCUUUUGUGAAACCUUCUCAGGGGGGUAUUGGUGAGGAAUCCUACAUACUGCAUUUGUGCCAAGUGCUUCCAUCUACACACAUAAACCAUGAGUGGAGAUGGCUUAGCUCCACAGCAUUAGCAUCUCCUCCGCUCUUCCCUCUUGCCUUCAUUCCCAUUCCCCCCAUUUCAAAAGCAGAUGUGAUUUAAAGCCAUCAUUCAUGUUUAGUGGGCCUGUACAUUGACGUGGUGGGUAAUCUGAACAAGGGAGGCUUUCCAGAGAGGGGGCUGGACGCCCAGACCACACAAUGUCAUGGAGUGGCCCUCGUGGGGAUC